AUGAGGGACUUCCUUUGGGAUAAGAGCGAUACUGUAAAGUGUUAUCACCCAGUGAAAUGGAAAAAGUUUCGCACCCAGCUUUCUAAAGGGGGUUUGGGCAUCAAAUCUUUGAGAAGUAUGAAUAAAGCUUUGAUUUGUAAAUGGUGGUGGCGUUUCAAUUCUGAAAAACAAGCUCUUUGGAGAAGAGGAAUGGUCUCCAAGUACGGUUCCGCGGGUUUUGAUAGGGAAACUAAAGCUCCAAAACAGGCGCAAGGGUGUGGAGUAUGGAAAAACAUUUACAAGCAUCUUCAGGUCUUCAAAUCAAGUUCCUCCAUCAAGGUAGGAGAAGGAACGUCGGUUCUGUUUUGGGAAGAUCGUUGGGUGGGUGACCAUCCUUUAGCUACCAAGUUCCCCCAUCUAUAUGCCAUUGCUUCUACAAAAAAUUGGACGGUUAACAAAUGUGCUGCAACUGUCAACAGUGGUGGGUCUUGGAACUUAGGCUUAGAUAGAAGACUUUCUUCGAUCCAAAUUGAAGAAGUUUGCGCUCUGAUCUCUCUACUUCAGAACUGUUACAAUGGUACGGGAGAUGAUGUUUUAAGAUGCGAUAUCGACAAAUCUGGAGUUGGUCUUCUUUGGGUUUUACCGGACUGCAUAGACUCGAUAAUUAAAAGUUGGAGAUAUAGAAUAAUCCAUCCCAUCGGAAAGAAGCUUUUGCCUCUUUUACCUGCUGCCAUUUGCUGGACCAUUUGGAAGUCCAGGAAUGCUUUAGUUUUCGAGAACAUUAACUUUAAUGUGACUGAGGUCAUUAAGCAGGUGAAGAUUCAAGCUUACUGCUGGGUUCGCAAUGAUGAAGUUAUGAAGGAUAACUUUCUCUACAAAUGGGCUCACGAGGCUGUAAGUGUCGGAGAAGCUUCAAGUUUUGACAAGUUUAAAGUGAUCGUGUCGUCUUCUAGUGUUGUUGUAUCGAAAGAGGAAUCUUCGAAUUCAAGAAGCACUCAUGAGAAUGAAAGCGAGGAUGGUGCAAAAUACAUAAAUCAGAAGAAAACUUCAACAAAAGAGACGACUCCUAAGAGGGAAGGGAGCAGAUUCUCUUGUAUUCACAAUUGUUUCUGGUUUAUAGGAUGUGUGUAUUCGAUAUGGUGUUUGUUAUUUUUUUUAUAUAAUGCUAAGCUAACAGGUCCAUCACCUGAUCUAUCACCUGGUGUUAGAUUACGUAAAGAAGGGUUAGUUGCUAAACAUCCCGUUGUAUUGGUACCUGGUAUAAUUACUGGUGGUCUUGAAUUAUUGGAAGGGCAUAGUUGUGCUGACGGGUUGUUUAGGGAAAGACUUUGGGGUGGUACAUUUGGUGAAGUCUACAAAAGACCUCUAUGCUGGGUUCAACAUAUGUCACUGAACAAUGAAACUGGUCUGGAUCCUGAUGGUAUACGAGUUAGGCCGGUCCCUGGACUUGUUGCAGCAGAUUAUUUUGCACCAGGAUAUUUUGUAUGGGCAGUCCUGAUUGAAAAUUUGGCGCGCAUUGGUUAUGAAGACAAAAACAUGUACAUGGCUUCAUAUGAUUGGAGAAUAUCAUUUCAGAAUACUGAGGUGCGGGAUCAAACACUUAGCCGAAUUAAAAGUAAUAUAGAGCUCAUGGUGGCGACAAAUGGUGGUAAAAAGGCCGUCGUCAUUCCACACUCGAUGGGUGCUCUGUAUUUUUUACACUUCAUGAAAUGGGUUGAAGCACCAGCUCCCAUGGGUGGUGAUGGUGGAUCGGAUUGCUGUGCGAAGCAUAUUAAGGCAGUGAUGAACAUAGGUGGACCAUUUUUAGGGGUUCCAAAGGAAGUCUCGGGACUUGUCUCUUCUGAAGCUAAAGAUGUUGCCGUUGCGAGGGCCAUUGCACCAGGUGUCUUGGCUAAAGACUUGCUUCGUCUUCCUCUGCAACAUUUAAUGAGGAUGACCCGCACUUGGGAUUCAACGAUGUCCAUAAUACCAAAGGGUGGGGACACUAUAUGGGGUGGUCUUGACUGGUCGCCAGAUGAAGGCUACGACUGCAAUCCAAAAAAAACAAAGAGAAAUAAUUCCGGGGUUGUAGAUCAAAAUGGGACAGUCGCCGAAGUGUGUAUAACUAAAACGGCACAUUACGGGAGGAUGGUAUCAUUUGGGAAAGAUGUAGCAGAAGCUGAUCCGUCUGAGAUCGAACGUACAGAUUUUAGGGACGCUUUAAAAGGUUACAACCUUGCAAAUUCGACUUGUGAUGAUUUAUGGAAGGAGUACCAUGAUAUGCAACUGUGGAGAUGA
Messenger RNA from Papaver somniferum (opium poppy), 2256 nucleotides. Its product is annotated as phospholipid:diacylglycerol acyltransferase 1-like. NCBI's taxonomy places the organism in Eukaryota, Viridiplantae, Streptophyta, Magnoliopsida, Ranunculales, Papaveraceae. The coding region runs from base 1 to 2256 and encodes 751 amino acids. Gene Ontology annotation, cellular component: cytoplasm. The record is from RefSeq and is a predicted model, not a curated record. The transcript is spliced from 8 exons. Gene Ontology annotation, biological process: lipid metabolic process.